CACAUAAACGCCAGCCCUGUGAUAAGACCUGCAGGGCAUUUUCCUUCAGAGUCUUCCUAACUCCGAAGAGUUUCGUUUCACAGGAAAAAAACAAGGAUCUCAUUUCUCACAGGACUGCAUUUCAUGUUGCUUCCUGUACGUUUCGUUUCAUAUGAAAAUGCACUUGAGUUGGAAACGAAAGUUAAAAUGCAACCGUAAUCGACGUGUGAUUGUUGGGGUUGGGCGCUAGCGGUGUUAUAAAGUGCAGCGCCGGUCGGAAGUGCGCUUUUUGGGUGGCAAACUUGGCAAGUCCAGAGCUGAUGCGACUCUUUGACAAACAUGACUGAGGGCGUACAGCUGAUUUCUUCAGUCUGAUGUGGAUAAAAAGGGAAGAUUGUUGUGCAAUGCGGUUGCCACAACCCUGUUGACACUCUUACACCAUCCACGAGGGAGGAUGAGUCAAAGGACAAACAAGAAGACCCGAAAGUCCUUCGGGGCAACAGCGCCGCCCUUCAUUGAUUACCUGAAAGAUAUUCUGCGUCGAUAUCCAGAUGGUGGACAAAUAUUGAAGGAGCUUAUUCAAAAUGCAGAUGAUGCCCAAGCCACAGAAGUGGUUUUCAUCCAUGAUGAGAGAAGCUAUGGGACUAAGAGCCUUUGGACUGGUGAACUGGGAGAAUACCAAGGUCCUGCUCUCUAUGCCUACAACAAUGCAGCAUUCACGGAUGACGACUGGGAAGGAAUUCAGAUGGCCGGGAGGAGUGUCAAGCGCAAUGACCCAAACAAGGUUGGGCGGUUUGGAAUUGGCUUCAACUCUGUUUACCACAUAACAGAUGUGCCAUGUAUAUUCAGUUCAGGGCACCUUGGUUUCAUGGACCCCCAAGAAAAAAUAUUUGGUGAAAGAGAGGGAGGUUUUCUGUGGUGUUUGGAUGAUCCAGAACACCAAGAAGCUCUGAUGACUAUGCGUGAUCAGUUCCAACCCUUUCGAGAUAUAGUUUCGCUUGUAAGCGGACAAGAAUGGUCGAAAGUCGUCACGGAGGACCAGUGCUUUGAUGGGACAAUUUUCAGAUUCCCCUUGCGCAACAAGGCAACAGAAAUUUCAGACAAUCUGUAUAACUCUGAUAAGGUGGUUGAUCUCUUUGAUAGUUUCAUUGCAGAUGCAGACUUAAGCCUACUGUUCCUGAAAAAUGUGAACUCCGUCUCCUUGAUACAUAUCAGUGUACACGGCACUGUUAACACCAGACUUGAAGUGAAAUCAUCAGUCCACACAGAUGCUGUUUUUCAGUCAGAAGUCGAGUCAGUCAUUGAGGGUUCAACAAGGUUCAAAUUGAUAAGCCUCAACUCAGAAGAUCCCCAAGAAACAAAGUGGCUUGUGACAACAUGUACAAUGAAAGAAGGCAAUGUAGAAAAUCUUGAUUUGCUCGCAAAAAAGCUGAGCUUUUUCCCUCAAGUUGACUUGGCAUUCCCUUGUGGUGAGAAGAGAGACUGUAGUAAAAGUAGACUGAGCUGCUUUCUCCCCCUCCCAAACAAUGAAUCCAACAGAACAGGACUCCCAGUUUAUGUCAACGCGUGCUUUGGCCUCACAGACAACAGAAGACACAUCAAGUGGCAAGAGGAAGACCAGAAACAUGACGAGCAUGCAGUCUGGAAUGAAUUGUUGAUGAAGGAAGUGCUCCCACAAGCAUACCUCAUGAUUGUUCAAGACGCGAUCAAAUUCGCCCAAGAAACUAUUUUGCCUGUGUCUUCCGUGUAUGAUCUGUGGCCAGACAUCGACCAGGUAAAGCGCAAAGACAGAUGGUAUGCUGUUGCUGUGGAUGUUCUUCAACAUUUAUUCAGAAAGAAUGUGGCUGUCCUCUCACUUGCCAAAGAUGAAAGAAAGUUUAUCACCCCAUCAGAAGCUGUGUUCCCCUGUAAUGGUCCAACAAGCCCUGAUAUAUUGGCCGCCAUUAGAAGGACUUUGGUUUCUUGUGGAGAAAAUCUUGUCACUUUACCAAGUACUGUUGCAAGUGCUAUAAAUGAGGCCUAUCCAGACCUGAACACCCUAAAAUAUGUGACUCCAACUUUCAUGAGGGACGUUCUCCACAGGAGUAACAUGCACAUCACCUCUAAAGACGACAAACUCUGUCUCUUGGAGUUCAUCUUGAGUGAUGGAAAAUACAGAGAACUUAAGGGUCUUGAACUGCUACCACUCAACGAUGGCUCCUUCAGAUCUUUCACAAACAAAGAGCAGGACACUGCACUGAUUGACAGCAUUGAUUUUCCAAGGGUCUUGCUACCGUGCUGUCAACACCUCUUCAUCCCAAACGAUCUCAGUCCAGCCUGCAGGAGCCACCUUAAAGAACUGGCCAGACAAAAUUUAUUCAAGGUCAUUAACAUUGAUGCACACCAGGUGGCUGAGUAUACGAGGAGGUAUUUGCCACAGGACUGGAAGCAGACGAGGACAGGGCUUGUUACCUGGGACAUCAGCAACAGUCAACAUCCACCUUUAGACUGGCUCCAAGAAUUCUGGAAAUUUCUCAACACUCACUUCAAAGAGUUAAGUAAAUUCACCGGAAUGCCAUUAAUACCAGUCAGUCCCCUGUCUGCCAGUAAGCCUGUAUCACUAGCAAUACUACAGCAGAACACAACCCUCAUCUUCCAGAGAAGCAAGCAGAUUAACUUGCCAGAACAAAUAGCUCAGUUGGUGGACAAAGUCGGUGGCACAGUGGUGCGAGGAAACGAGUGGCUCAAGCACGAUGACCUAGACUCCUAUGUGCUUUGCCCAUCUCCAAGGAGUGUCAUGAAAGUCUUGAUGAAUUUAGAUUUUCAGGAUGUCAUCAGAAAACUCAAGACUGCUUCUCACAGAGAACGGGAAGAGCUGAAAGAUUAUCUCUCUCAUCUGGAUUUUCUCUCAGCCAGUGAGGAAGAUAUUCUCUCAAAGUUGCCUCUGUUUGAAACCAUGAAAGGCUCACGUGUUUCAGCUCAAUCAAAACAGGCUGUGCUUCUAAUUUCUGGUCUAACAGUCCCAAAAGAGCUCCCUAUGCCUGAUUCAGUUGUGCAGUGUGCAACAGAGGCUGAUCGCAGACUUUUACAGCUGCUCAAAGUUAAACUAUUGGACACAGCUGAAGCAGCCAAUCUCCUUAUUGGGUGUAUUGAGAUGGGGUCUUGCAGAAAAGAAGACACUGAGAAAAUCAUGACUUGGAUUUUACAGCAUGGUACUAUCCUUUUCUCUCAAAACCAGACCUUGAAACGCAAAUGUAAGGACCUGAGCUUCAUUGAAGUUAAUGGAGAGCUAAAAAAGACCUCAAGCUUUUUUGAUCCAACAAUUGAAAUGUUUAAAGUCAUUUUUGAGUCAGAUUUCUUCCCUCCACCUUUAUACACUCAAACAUCGCAGAUGCUUGAAAGUCUAAGAGAUCUUGGAUUGCUAAAUAAAGAAGCAGAUGUGUCACCUGAACACUUGUUGCAUGCUGCCACACUGAUUGACAAACUGGGUGUUGACUCUAAACCCAAGGCUGUCAAAAGAGCUCAGGUGCUCUUGAAAAUGUUGGAUGCUAAUGAUCUACUGUCAAAGUUUUCUCAUGACCAGCUUCAAAGUCUCAAAAUGCUAAAAUGGGUCCCAUGUGCUAAAUCCAAAUUCCGCAAUGACAAAUCUCAGAAAAGUUGUUUUUUCUGUCCGAAUGAAAUAAGACAUUCAAUGUAUGAGGACAUUGUUGGCCAUGUAAUGCCUCUGGUGGGAAUGUUCAGUGACAGAGUUGCCUGCACACUUGGCCUCAAAAGGCCACCAACACCUGAAAAAGUGAUGGAGAAUUUGUCAGCCUUGACAUCAAAAGCAAAGAAAAUGCCUGAUGCUGAUACCAAUGUAGAUUUCAAAAGGCAGUUGCGUAGCAUUUAUGAACACAUGCAAAACCACAUCUCUGAAUUUGCAACAGUGAUGAACAAGGACACACGCUGGCUGUGGAGCCACAACCAGUUUGUAUCACCAAAGGAUCUGGUUCUACACUACCCACGUAAUCUAGAUCUGAGCUCUUUCAUUGGGAAGGCGCCACAUGAAUUUCUGCCAUACAAAAAGUUACUCCUCAAGUUUGGUCUGAGAGAGUCACUUUCAGAUGAAGAAAUUAUUGGCAUUCUUCACUCUAUCCAGCAGGCCAUAGAAAAGAGGCAACAGCCAUUUGCGAGCUCCUCUGAGAUGAACGUCUCAAUUGAAAUUCUCAACUGGUUGUCAAGAGAAAAGAAGAUAGUUGAGAGCGACAUCCCCGUGCCAGUCCUCACAGAGGGUGGACAGUGCACAUUUAAACCACUCUCAAAAGCGGUCUUCUGUGAUGUAAGCAAAAGUGGGAUAAAUGACCUUCAGUACAGCAAAGAAGAAAUUCAUGUUGUACAUAAGGAAAUCCCAAAAGCAACAGCUGAAUGGUUGAACAUCAGAUUUCUCAGUACCUACAUCCUUGAUCCAGAGUUGGUAGGAAUAGAACAGUGUGGACAAUCUGAACCGAUAACAACAAGGAUUAAGAACAUUCUUAAAGAGUAUGAUGAGGAAAGUGACAUCUUCAAAGAGCUCAUACAAAAUGCAGAGGAUGCCGGUGCAGAAGCCUGUAAAUUUUUGGUGGAUUUCAGAGUGCACAAAGACUCCCCUGAGAGCCUCAUUGACCCUGACAUGUCCCUUUGCCAGGGACCUUGUCUUUGGGCAUUUAAUGAUGAGCAGUUCACAGCUGAGGAUUGGAAAAAUAUUGUCAGAGUUGGAUCUGCCUCGAAGGAAAACAAAGUGGAGAAAAUUGGAAAAUUUGGACUUGGAUUCAAUACUGUGUAUCAUGUGACAGACAUUCCUUCCAUCCUCAGUGGCAACAGCCUUCUCAUACUUGAUCCAAAUGUAACUCACCUUAAGAAGCACAUCAAACAUAAUACAAAUCCUGGCAUCAAGCUGAAUCUCUCUCAGCGGCAGCUUUUUCAGUGUUUUCCUGGCCAGUUUGGACCAUAUGAAUGCAUUUUUGAUUGCAACUUCACAAAAAAAAGUCCCCCUGACCCCUAUCCAGGCACUCUCAUAAAACUACCUUUCCGAACUCAAGAAGAAGCUCUGAAAUCAGAAAUAAGCAGCAAGGUAUAUCACGAACAUGAUAUUACCACUUUUCUCCAGCACUUUACUGAAAAUUCACAAACUCACCUGCUGUUUCUGAAGAACAUCAAUACAUUAUCUCUACAAAGUAUCUCAAAAGACGUAUCAACUCCACCAAGGGAUGAUGAAAUAGCAACUGUCCUUACUGUCUCCAAAAGCAUUGUGAGUACAGUGAGGAUUCCUGAUGAAACCACUGUGUCAAAGCAGCAUCAAGCUGAAAAAUCAUUGAUGAAACUUGAUGGAAAAUGCAAAGAGGUCAUUGACUGCUGCACAGCCUACAUUGUUCAAACAACAAGCCAACAAUCUGGUGUUACUGAAUCCCUGUCCUGGCUUCUGUACAACUGCUUUGGAACACGUCAUUCUAUGAAAAUGGCCCUUCAAGAAAACAAUCAAGUCAAGUUCUCUUUGCCCAUUGGGGGGAUUGCUGUGCCUUUGCAAAAUGACCCAGAAACUAAGAAACUAGCCUCAUUACAAACAGAUUUUGCUGGACAGGCAUUUUGCUUCCUUCCUCUUUCCAUUCACACAGGUCUUCCAGUCAAUGUAAAUGGAACAUUUGCUGUGACAAGCAACCGAAAAGGUCUGUGGGAGAGUGGAGUAAAACAUGACUGGAACAAAGCCCUUCUUCAGGAUCCUGUAGUUACAGCAUAUGUGUCUGUACUCUUGGUACUUAAGAAAAUGUCUGAAAACAAGCAACUGGAAACAUACAAUUAUCACACCUACUGGCCUGACAGAAAGAAAGUGAGUGAAACUUUCAAGCCUUUGGUGGAUGCGUUUUACUCAGACAUUGCCCAUCACUCCAUUGGUCCAGAGCUCUUUAGUGAUGGAGAGCACUGGUGCUCAAUGAACAGUGCCAUAUUUCUUCAUGAGAACAUUGAAGAGGAUAAAGACAUCAGCACACUUGCAGUACAGGUGUGUAAGAAACAUGUGAAAACACCCAUCCAUGUCAUCCCUCUUCCACUAUGGUUGAGAAAUAGCUUAAAACAGGCUGGCCAAGAAAAGGUUUUACAAAGUAGAACAUGGAACUGGGAGCACUUUUACCAAGAAGUAGUGUUUAAAAACCUUGGAACCAUGGACCCUAAGAGUAGAGAUACUCUUGUGCUGCAUGCCCUUGACCUGAACAUGAAAGAAAUUGACAGCCUACUUAAUCGCUAUCCUUGCAUUCCUACUAAAGACGGACAGCUCCAGUAUAUCAAGAAACUUGUGAAUCCAUCUGGGAAAGUGGCCUGUCUUUUUGAACCAGAAGAGCAACGCUUGCUUGGUGGUACCCAAAAUGACUUUGGUUCCCCCAAACGGAUUCAGCGCUUGUUGGAACUUGGAAUGGCAAAUGAUCAUCUCUCACUGGAAGACAUCACAGAGAAAGCAGGCACAAUCUCAAAAACCUGGAGAACUGACAAGAAGAAAGCAUAUAGGAAUGUGAAGUGCCUUCUUGAACUUAUGAAGCACCACAUGGAUGACAGAGAUUCUGUUCACUGGGAAACACUGAGGAAAACUAAAUUUCUUCCAGCAUUUUCCCCUGGUGAUACAAAAAUGGAAAAAAAUGUAACACUGAGAAGGCCCAUUGAUGUUUUUAGUGACAAAUGUUCCCUGCUGCUUAACAUGACACAAUCUGUGCUGGAUUGCACCAAUCUGAAAAUGCACAACAGUGAUCCAGUACUACAAAUUUUGGGAGUUCAGGACAGUCCAAAGCCUGAGACAGUGCUUCAACAACUGCAAGAAGCUUGCAAGCAAUCUCAGUCCACUGACAGAUCCAUGCUUCACAAAAUAGCAAGUGAAUGUUAUAAGUUUCUGGAUCAGUGCCUCAUUGAUUCUGGGAAUUCCACUUUCAUUUCACAGAGGGCAAAAUCAUUCCCAUUUGUUUUGGUAGGCAGCACAUUUGUAAAUGUAAAGCGUGUAGCAGAAAAUGAGACAUUUGAAGCGAAACCCUACCUCUAUGCACUUCCACCUGCCUUCGCUAGUUUCAAGAGGCUCUGGGAGAGCGUAGGUGUUGAAAAAUGUUUUACAAUCCACCAGUUUCAAACUGUGCUCCAGGAACUGCACACUAAACAUGUCAACAAACCCUUGCCAAAAAGUGAUCUGUCAAUUUGCCUCAGAAUUUUAAAGACAGGGAUAUAUGAGGCCAACGAGAAAACAACGGAUGACUGCCUGAUACCAAAUAAACAUGGUAUUUUACAACCUGCAAGUGAGCUGUUUUACAACGAUAGUGCAUGGAUGCCAGUCGCUCCAGGUAUUACAUUAUGCCAUGAGAAUAUCCCACGUGUUAUGGCUUGCCACUUUGGAAUCAAAACUACCAGGCAUUACACUCUGCAAAACCACAUAGUUGAGAACAUUUCACCAUUUGCUUUUCAGUUUGAACAGCAGGAACAGUUAACUGUUCGAAUUAAAAACAUAAUUUCAGCCUAUCCAUCAAAGAAGGAUAUCCUUAAAGAGCUCAUCCAAAAUGCUGAUGAUGCAGAGGCGACAGAAAUUCACUUUGUUUGGGACAAACGACAGCAUGGUGAAAAAAAAACUUUUGGGAAGGAAUGGAACCAUCUGCAGGGUCCAGCACUGUGUGUGUUCAACAACAAAGUGUUUUCUGAUGCUGACUUGAUUGGCAUUCAACAGCUGGGGGAAGGAGGAAAGCACUCCAGUCCAGGAAAGACAGGAAAAUACGGAGUUGGAUUCAAUUCUGUUUACCAUCUCACUGACUGCCCCUCAAUCCUUACCGGAGAUAAAUUACUCUGCAUUUCAGAUCCCAAUAAAAAAUACAUUGAAAGUCAUUCAGACAAAGCACCAGCUGGCAUUGGCUAUAAACUAGCUGACACUUUCAAGAACACGUACAUGGAUGUCUACAAAUCCUUUCUUCCUGACAAAUUUCCUCUUAAAGAGGGCACCAUGUUCAGAUUACCUCUAAGGAUGGGUACCAUGGCAGACAGCUCUAAUAUAUCACGACAGGAAGUCACUGACCGUGACAUGAAAGAAUUAUGCUCUGCCCUCUCUGAAGAUCCUGAAGGACUAAUUCUGUUUCAGAAAAACGUCUGCAAAAUACAAGUCCAUGAAAUCAAUGAACAUUCGGAAAAACUUGAAACCAUCUUUAUGGUCGAAAAAACUCUAUCAAAGUCAAGCCGAGAAGGAAAAGAUGCUUUUGUGAAACUUCAACUUGAUGCGCUACAAUCUGAAAAACCGACAGCACCACGCAAGGUCAUUUAUGGAACUGUGAUUUCAACUUCAGAUAAAAGACAAAGUAAAUGGAUCACUGCAGAACAGUUUGGCUCAUUCAAAAAGAGCGAUGAAAGAGAAAUGAGACUAUCAGACAAACUUCCCCAAGCUGCGGUGGCAGCACGUGUGAGUUUGAAGUUGUCUGUGAGUCCAUUUCCAGCACCGUCCAGCAGUAUGGAUUUCACAGGAGAAGCCUUUUGUUCACUUCCUUUGCCAGGGAAAACUGGACUGCCAGUGCAUGUCAAUGCAAACUUCGAAGUUGAUUCUGCCAGGAGAAGCCUUUGGAAGGAAGAUGGGCAAAGUCUAAAAUCUAACUGGAAUGAAUUUUUGAAACAGAAUGUCAUUGCUCCAUUGUAUGCAGAUCUCCUUCAUCACAUCAGCCGUAAUAUUGCAGGCAAGAAAGUCUCUUAUGCACAAAUUGAGCCAUGCUUGAGUGACUCAUACUUGCGUUUUUGGCCAACUGUGUCCAAAGAUGUUGGUCAGGAUUGGCAUGAAAUGACACAUGAGGUAUACAGAUCAAUCAAAGAAAGAGGCCUCAAUGUGAUUCCAGUGUUGAGGAGUUCAACACGUGUAGCUGCAAACCGAGAAUUUAAGGAGUAUUCUUUUGACUUGUGUAACGUCACAGAAACUGAAUCAACAAAGGCACCUUACCUAAUGCAACCAGAGAGUUACGAGAUUAAUCCUAUUUUGGAAGAUCUUGGCAUGACAUUGGUUCCUUUUGAGAUGAAAAAAGUUUGGAAUGCUUUCAAAUCUGCUGGUGUUGAAAUGAAAAAAGUGAGUCCUUCAACUGUCCAGGCUUUCCUGAGAGAAAAACCGAUCAGCGACCCAACCCAGACAGAAAAGGACUUACCCCUGCCCAUAACUACCACUCUGAUCAGAGAUGAAACAAGAUGUUCAAAGCUCUUAAGUUUCUGCUUAUCUGAGUUUGAAAAAGGCUUCAAAAAGGCCACCAUGGACAAUUCCAGUUUACUCAAUGGGCUUCCACUUCUUCUCACGAAAGACAAAGUUUUGAGAGUGUUUAACUCCAAAUCUCCCAAGCUAAUAUCAGGAUAUGAGAGUCUGUUUUUUGAUUAUCAGGGUGAAUUUGCAGAUUAUCAGACAAACAAAGACCACAUUAAAGUUCUACACAUUUUGAACUUUGUCAAACCUUUGACAGUUCCCUGUGCAGCGAAAUAUCUGAAGCCUACAAUUCAGCGUCUUCUUCAGAACUGUGAAGUUGAUUCACACAGUGGUCUUCAUGUUCCAAAUGAGACGACGCUGAAGUGGUUGAAAUUACUUUGGAAGUUUUUAACAAGCUAUAUUAAACCAACCACAUCUAGUGGUGAUGAAACAAGUCUGACAUUAGGUGAUGUGAGGCAGCUCUUCAGUGAGUGCUGUAUUUUGCCUGUUGUGUGUCCCAGGUUAAACAACAAGCAUCUCCUGCAAAGAAUGAAAGACAUGCCAAAUGUCAUUAAGUUCUCUUCAGAAAGUGACAUAUCAGGCAUCCUCUUUAAACUUGGUUUUAUGAAGCUUGACAGUCUGUUCUUCUCUGAUACACCUAUGGGCCUACAUGUAAAUCUAUAUCUACACCAUGAACUUAUGGAUGUGAAUGAUAAAAGCUCUGUGUUGGACAAAGUCUCCAACAUUGACCUCUCAGAGUUUUCCCAGCUUUCCGCUGAUGAGAUGAAAGAGCUCCAGUGUUUUUUGCAGGAUGGAGUAUCCAAGUCCAAAGACAAACAAGAGUAUCAGAGAAAGCUCAAAUCCUUACCUCUAUUUGAAACAAUUUAUGGUAAACGAGUGAGGAUUGAUGGACCCAAAGAGGUAUUUAUUCUUGACAGCACACAUUCAGUGACAUUCCUUGCAUUGUUCACCCUGGCUGACAAAAGCAGCAUUUUACUCAAAAACAGUCCAGAGAACCACAGGCUGUUGGAACUAUUGAACAUACGAAUCCUGACUGAUUUGGAGUAUUUCAAGAAGUUCAUUCUGCCCAUUGCUCAUACACUCACAGAGACUCAGCUGCUUCAGUGCCUCAAACUAUUAUUGUCGCCGCAACUACAUUUCAGUUAUCACCAGGAUAAGGACAAAAUCAUCUCCUCACUAAAGACGGUGAAAUUGAUUCGCAGUUCUCAAGGCAGAUUGGAGACAGCGUCAUUCUACUUUGAUAAGAGUGUGGAUCUGUACAAGAAAAUGGUGCCCCAAGAGAGAUUUGUGCCUGAAAAAUUUUGGACUGAGUUGUGCGAAGGAAAUGAACAAACAAUAAUAAGAGCAGAAGAGCUACUCAGAGACCUUGGAAUGAAACAUGUUGUCUCAAAAGAUGACAUAAUAAAUUUUGCAUGGCAGUUAGAAUCAGAAACAAAACGCAACUGCCCAUUUGAAGAGUUGAGACAGAAAUCAUCAUUCAUUUUUAGAACAGCCUUGCAUAUAGCAAGUGACGACAAAGAUGAAAAUUUGCUGGAGAGAAUAGCUGACAUCAAGUUCAUUUUUCCUGAGAAAAUUUCAAAGGAUUUGUGCAACUAUCACCAACCAUUUGCAACAGAAAGAACACCUGUUAAAAUCAAAGGAUCUUUGAUCCAAAGUGACCCUAAACAUCAAGAACUGAUUUGGUCCUCAAUGCCAAUUAUACAUCUGCCAGUUUAUAAGUCACAAAAACUCAUGAAAAUGAUGAAAAAUGCAGGAGCUCAUGAACAACCACCUCCUCAGUGUGUAACCAGCAAUAUCAGCAAUAUCUGUUAUUCACCCUGUGAAACCAUCCUUUUGAUCGAAACACGUGCCAAAGUGUUUCGUAGCUCGUAUACCUACCUUCAAGCAAACAAGUUUGACAGUCAGCCACUCACUGGUCUUCCUGUUGUGUUGGUUGAAAAAGACACAGAACUUGCGAGGAGUGAUGAUGUGUGUCUUUCACUCCCACAUGACCGUGAGUUCAGACCAUACUUGUACAACAUUUCUCCAAAAGAUGUCAUGUUUGCAGACUUCUUCAAGCAAAUCGGUGUAAAGGACAAACCUACUGCAGAGCAGUAUUGUAAUGUUCUGGCAGCAGUUCAUGCCGAUUCCCACGAUAAACCACAACUAAACCCAAACCAGCAGAAAACUGUGAAACGUGCUGUCAGGGAGCUUUUUCAGUUAAUCAAAACUGAAGAGAAACAGUCCACCCUUGAUGAUAAAAAGACUUUGUACCUCCCUGCAGUAGAUGGUAAAUUAUACCCCUCAUGCACACUCCACUACAAUGACACAGUGUUUGAGAUCAGAAGGCUAGAGGAAGGGUUGGGGAAUAAGUUUCUGUUGCUUGAGAAACUCAGUGAAUGUCAUUUGGGGUCUGACAUCUACAAGCAAUAUCAACUGCUGAAAUUGCUGCCUCAGAAAAUUCAACCUAAAAUGUUGUCUCAGUUUACCGAGGAGACAGUAGUGGAAUCACACAUGCAGCUUUGUGAGCUCGAGACUCAUUGUGAAUUCAGAGGAUGGUUUUACAAACAUCUGUCCUCGGCAGCAUUCAGACAUGGAUUAAUUUGUCUUAUCAGAGCUCAGUCACAGGGAGAAAUAACACAAGAAGAUGCUACUGACAUGUACACAAAGAUUUUUGGCAGUAUUCAAAUGAUCUGCUGUGAAAACCUGGAAACAAUGCUUUGGCUGGAAAAGGAGCCACUACACAAAACUGCUACUGAAACAGAUGUCUUUGUCAAACGAGAACAACAAGGUUGCAUCUUUUACUUGAAGCACAACAAUGACAUGGCUCCUAAGGUGUUAAAUGACAUUAACAUGACAUUGACAAAGGAGAUUAAUGUUCUUUUAGGUAAAAGAUUAGAAUCAGUUCAUCUCACUGUCCUCGGACAACUUCUCAUGUGUGACAAUCUGCAAGAUGUUAAGAAAGCUCUGGCCAAGGGUGGAAUCCGUGAUAGUGUUGAAGCUGAAAGCUUCCUCCUCAAUCCACCAGCCCCUGGAACAGAAAUUGCAGAAGGAUGGCUUGAUUCCUUAGACAUGAACAUCCUCAAUAACUUUGAAGAGGGGGAAUAUGUUGGUUACUGCACAAACAACAGGUACAUUUAUGCAGUUAUUGUUGAAGAACUUUCUGGGCACUCUGGACCAUAUGCACGGCGAUACAAAAUCGAAAUUGGACAAGAUGAGCCCAUUGAAGUCAGUUGUCUUGACCUGUACCAGUUUAAACGACAAAAGAAAACAGAAGCUGAAGCAGAGACUCGUACAUCUGCAGAUGCUUCUUGCAUGGCGCUGGAGCCACUAGCAGGACCUAUGCCGCAUUCUUCCCAGCGAUCAACUCCAACUUCCUCUUCUUCAAGGUCCACACCAACCUCUAUUGAUGAAGCAAAAAGGGAAAUUGACAAAUGUUUGACUGAGAUCUGGACUCUUCCCCAAGAGGAGAGGCAUAAAGCCAUCAAACGACUGUACCUGAGAUGGCAUCCUGACAAAAAUCCUGAAUGCACUCUUCUUGCCACUGAGGCAUUCAAAUACUUGCAGAAUCGCAUCGAUGAACUUAUGAAAGGCAAAGGUAAAGGUAGCGACAAAACUGCAGGCUCAUCCAGUUCAAGGGGAAACUCAAAUUUCAGAGACUUCUAUCAGCAAUGGAAUCAGGAGGCCCGGCAUCACAGAACUAGUCGUGAGAGAUUCUCUAGAGGCCACCAGUCAUAUAACUUUUGGACCCAUAAUGAAAAUGUCCCAAGGCCAAACAGAGAGGAGGCCCAGCGCUGGUGUAAACAGGCUCGCUGUGAUCUCAAUGCGGCUUACAAAGAUGUUGGUGGAGGGAAUACAGAGUGGUGUCUGUUCAAAGUCCAUCAAGCAGUGGAAAAGUCUCUCAUAGCUGCAGCAUAUAAAAGAAACGGUCAGCAUCCCACCAACAGCUCCAUUUCAGCCAUGGCUGUACAGGUUUCCCUUUACAAUGCCCAACUGAAGGUCCUGCCUCAAAUUGUGGAAAAUCUAAAGUCAUUGGGCGUGGAUGGCAAAAAAACUCAGUAUCCCAACUGCCACCCAUUUCCCCAUAUUCCAAAUGGACGGUUCAAAUCAGAGAAUGAAAUGUUAGCAGUGAACAAGGCAUCUGAGCUUCUCAGUAAAGUGGAGGCAUAUGUGAAUUAAGGACUAAAGACAAACAGACAUGUCAUGUUGGCAGUCAGUUUAAGAUUUUUUGAUUUGUUAAAAAUACUGCUAGGCAUAUUGGGAUGUUGGAUCAUUACUAUACGCAAAAUAACCCCAUAAUUUGUUUAACAGGACAAACACAAGAAUGAUAUAUGUUAUGAAUACUCUGAAAAGGUUUGUUUCAUGUUUUAAUCUUACUUUAUUUUUUUAUUUCGUGCUUAUUUUUUUAUUACUGAGGUAUCGUCUCUAUAUCACUAUAUGAAGUUGUUAGGAAAAAUAUUUUGUACAUCAUUUUAGACGUGUGACUGCUCACUCAGGACAAUAUAAUCAGUGAACAGCUUGGUUUGGGAAAUGAAAUAUUGUUUUGAACAUUGCAAUGCUGGCAAUGUUGAUUUUCAUGUAUACCUUCUCUUUGAGGAGCAGUACAGCAUAACCACUUUAUUAUUUUUUUAUGACAAUAAAAACAUAAUUUCUUAUAUAUUUCUAUAUUUCUUAUAAUACUGUUGUCAACAUUUUUAACUACUCACAGAAGAUGAGUAUAAUCACUGUAUGAAUUUUUGAAAAUGCAAAUAUCAAAGGGUUUGUUUUUUUGUUGUUUUGUUUUUUGCAAUGUUGUAAACAUUUAUUACUACUCCCUGAUGGUGAGUAUUUUUACUGUAUGACUUUUUGUUAUAAUUUUAACUUUUUAUUAAUGAUCAAUAAUAUCACUGUAAAACUUUGUUCUAGAAAUUCAGAUGUCAAAGAAUUAAGUGUUUUGAAGAAAAUAAUUAAGUUUUGUCAUCAUGUCAUGUUUGUUACUUUUUAUUAGCACUUAUCUUCUAAAAUACAAAAAUCUUAAAUCAUGAAAUUCAAUCAAGAAUGAAACUACAGUUUUGGUUUAAUGUUUUUUUUUUUUAAUUUAUUGUAAAAUACAAUGAGGGAAGAUAUAUUCAGAUCCCAUACUUAAGUGAAACUACUAAUAUGAAACUAUGAAAUACUGUACUACAAGGCAUUAAAAAUGUUACUUAAAUAAAAGUAUGUGACUGUAAUGAGCAAAAUAAACUUCAAGUAAUAAAAGCACUCAAUGCAGAUAAUG
Scatophagus argus is the source of this 14390-nucleotide messenger RNA. It is a transcript of the gene sacs2, whose product is annotated as sacsin. The record is from RefSeq and is a predicted model, not a curated record. The transcript has 8 exons. NCBI's taxonomy places the organism in Eukaryota, Metazoa, Chordata, Actinopteri, Scatophagidae. The coding region runs from base 434 to 13315 and encodes 4293 amino acids.